Ilex paraguariensis (yerba mate) is the source of this 987-nucleotide messenger RNA. NCBI's taxonomy places the organism in Eukaryota, Viridiplantae, Streptophyta, Magnoliopsida, Aquifoliales, Aquifoliaceae. The record is from the annotation of a GenBank genome assembly.
AUGGAUCUUGAGAUCAGGCGGCGAGAAUCAACCGGAUCAGGGGCCAACACCCACGUUGAGACAGAGACACUUGCAAAGUUUGAGUUGAUGGAUGGUGCUCCAGUAAGAGGUGAAUCAAUUCCGAUCCGACUGUUCCUGAGCCCCUAUGAACUGACACCAACACAUCGCAACAUCAAUAACAAAUUUAGUGUGAAGUAUUAUUUAAACCUCGUUCUUGUUGAUGAAGAGGACCGGCGGUAUUUUAAGCAGCAGGAAAUCACAAUGUACCGCCUUGCGGAGACUUCCUGAUUUAUCAUAGAAGCUGUUUGUACUGCGUCUUAUAGAAGAUUUGCUGUCUCGUUACACCACAGUAGAAAUCUAUUGCUUGAAAAGGGCCACAACGAGCCUUAUUUUGUAUCCAUUUGCACCUCUGAUGCGCCAUAUCCUCGCAACUUGUAUAGGCAAAGGCAGCUUUGUAAAUGGGCCGUGCCAGUUAGAGAUCCCUAUGCUGACUGAGCUAGGAUUAAAAGAAACAGCAAUAAGCAUGACCUUGUUACAGGCCAUCACACUUGUUGUGGUUAUACCAGGAAGUUUGAUAUACUCUUGUUUCUUGUGGAGGUGUAGAUUCUGUAACUGUCGAGGAGAUGCUACAUAGAACUCUUGUGAUUUUGUUUUUAUUGAAUUCUUUGGGGAAGUUUUAUUGAUUUGUAAUCUGCACUCCCAGAUUGGGGUUCUUUAGGAUGGGCAUAUGUAACAAUGUACAGCCUGCCCCAGUUAUGAAACUGGGGACUAUCAGCUUGGCCAAGUUCUUCAACUAGCCAAUCUUUGCAUGUAGGUGUGAAAGUCAUCCCUUGUGGCAAUGACAUGAGGGACUGGUAAUGUGAAAUGUGUCUCCCUCACUAUGUUUUUUGACUUUUUCUUUGGUUAAUUAUGUAUUACCUUACUUUUUUCGCUGAUUCUCAUUGUAGCUCCUAUAGAUGUAUUAGUUUCAUCCUCAAGCUUUCAAAC